CAAUACCUAAACGCUGACGACUUCUCUUGGAUCUAACAGUCGUGAAGACCUUUAGGCUACUAUAAACACUUUCUUACCUACUACUAUUAAGGUAGAGACAACCGACUGUUCAAGAUGGGCAAAGAAUUGGGUCCUGGUGUGGGCUUCGAGUUUCCUUCCUUCCCGGUUUCAUGGCUGAAGCGUGAUCUGCUGCUCUUUGCCGCGAGCAUUGGAGCUACGUACCCGGAUGAGCUGCACUUCCUCUACGAACUCCACCCCAACUUCGCUGCUUUCCCGACCUACCCUAUCAUCCUCCCCUUCAAACACAGCGAUCAAGAAGUUAUCGACUUCUACGCACGCAGCAACUCUGAACCCAUCGAAGGUGUCCCGAAGUUCGACACUAAGCAUGUCCUCGACGGCGAGCGCAAGCUCGAGUUCCUCAAACCGCUGCCCGUGACGAGCGAGGGCCGCAAGUUCGAGAUCAGAAGCAAGGUGCUCGGUGUAUACGACAAGGGCAAACCGGGAACGGUGGUGGAGACGGAGCAGCGUCUUGUGGACGCCGAGAGUGGAGAGACGUAUAGCAGGGCGGUUGGCAGCGGGUUCUAUGUUGGGCAGGGCGGUUGGGGAGGACCAAAGGGACCCAAGGUACCAAACUACCCUCCCCCAGCCGAUCGCGCACCCGAUGCGACGCGAGUCUUCCAGACUACCCUCGAAACCCCGCACCUCUACCGCCUAAACGGCGACUACAAUCCCCUGCAUGCGGACCCUGAGCCGGGUAAGAAGAUGGGGUUCGGCGGCCCUAUCAUCCACGGACUCUUCUCCUGGAACAUGAGCGCGCACGCCAUCUUGCAGGCGUUUGGCAACAGCAAGCCAGAGAAUCUGAAGGAGUUCCAGGCCCGUUUUGCGGCGCCGGUGAAGCCUGCGGAUAAGCUGAUUACAGAGAUGUGGAGGACGGGAGAUGUAAACAAGGACGGGUUCGAGGAAAUCAGGUUCACUGUGCGUGUCGAGGGUGGUAAGACUGUUUUGACAAACGGAAGGGCACUUGUUAAGCCUGAGGGCCAGGUCAAGGCGAAGUUGUAGACGAUGGGUAGUUAUGUGUUGGAUGUUGAAUGUAGAGCUAUACAAAGCUAAAUAGCUAAAUGUGAAUUAGUUGCGUUAGAUCCUCCGCUCUAGAUGCCGAG
Molecule: messenger RNA, 1160 nt
Organism: Cucurbitaria berberidis CBS 394.84
Lineage: Eukaryota; Fungi; Ascomycota; Dothideomycetes; Pleosporales; Cucurbitariaceae
Product: Thioesterase/thiol ester dehydrase-isomerase
Exons: 3
Coding region: 115-1059 (314 amino acids)
Cellular component (GO): peroxisome
Source: RefSeq, a predicted model, not a curated record